This is a messenger RNA of Conger conger (European conger), 2661 nucleotides long. RefSeq names its product AT-rich interactive domain 3A (gene arid3a). Gene Ontology annotation, cellular component: nucleus. Gene Ontology annotation, molecular function: DNA binding. The transcript is spliced from 9 exons. NCBI's taxonomy places the organism in Eukaryota, Metazoa, Chordata, Actinopteri, Anguilliformes, Congridae. Gene Ontology annotation, biological process: regulation of transcription by RNA polymerase II. The coding region runs from base 722 to 2401 and encodes 559 amino acids. The record is from RefSeq and is a predicted model, not a curated record.
GACCGUGAGCACGCCUUAGAUUAGGCAAGGAUACAAUGUUACUGCUAAAUCAAGCCAUACUUUGAAAUCGAAUUAGAUGUAGGCAAUUGAAUUGAAAUGAUACACAAGUAGGCUAUAGCCGUUUAUAUCAGUACAUGCAGUAGCCUAUGCAGCAAAUAAACAUCAAAAUCGACCUGAAUUCUAGGGGAAAUCAGGAAUGUUUCUUCCGGUUCCUAAGAGUACAAAAACAAAACGGAAGCUGAUUUGUAGGGCCUGACGGAGGUCCGCAGUCUCAUUGCCCGAGGACAGCUCCUCCAUCCGCUCCGCUGGCAGCACCCGCCUGGGGGGCUGCAUGGGCCUAGCGCGGGUCCCGAACGAGCUGCCGCUCCCCCCUCUCCCCGCCUCACAGACGCUCCGUGCCCUCCUGCCCUGAGGGGUCGCAGGCUAAGCACACGCAGAACCUGGGACGGGCGUCCGGAGACGCGAACAAGGCCCUGGACCGGGGCCCCCCGCAGCGCGACAGAGAGCGCGACCCAUCGCGAGAGACCCCAAGGGGCCUUCAGUCCUCCCUGGUUUCGAGGGCGACGGCCGUCGAUACAUUGAGCUCGCUCGAAAGAGUCGGGAGCGGGAAGCAUCCUCUCGCCGGGUGUGAUCUGGGCUCUCGGAGGUAGGAGGGAGGGGAGGAAAGAGACAGAGAGCGAGAGAGAGAGAGAGAGUGGAGCGCCUCGCCUCUCGUCUGGAGAUGAAGCUUCAAGCCGUGAUGGAGAACCUGCACCGGCAGCAGAGAGCGAAGCUGCUGAUGGAGCUGGAGCAGCAGCAGCAGCAGCAGCAGCAGCAGCAGGCGGGACAGUCCCAGGCCCGAAACGCGGCCCAGUCCGACCCGGGCCUGGCGGGGCCCGACGAGCGCAUGGCCAGCCCGGUGCCGGAGGCCGAGCACGCUCAGAUGGCGGCGCUGGCGGCCAUGCGCGCCGUGGCGGCCGGGCUGCAGAGGGCCCCCGACAGCCCCAUGUCCGAGCGCAGCAGCGCGGCCGAGGACGAGGAGGAGGACGACGACGACGAAGAGGGCGAAGAGCCCUACAAGGACAUGAUGGGCUCGGAGGAGGAGGAGCGCAUAAAGCAGAAGUGGGACGAGGAGGACUUUGAGGGGGAGAUGGAGGACGAUUACGAGGAUGACCUGGCGGAGGAGGGCGUGCCUCCGGGGCGGGACGCGGUGAUGGGGAAGGGGAUCCUGCUGCUCCCGCACCGCCGGCUGCACCCCCACUCCCAGCUGAUAAAGCCCCGGCCCCUCACCGACCAGGAGCCUCGCGUGUCGGCCCUCCCGCCCCACGGAGCUCACAGCCAGCUGGGGGGAGGCCAGGACCACGGGGACUGGACGUAUGAGGAGCAAUUCAGACAGCUCUACGAAUUGGACGGGGACCCCAAACGCAAGGAGUUCCUGGACGACCUGUUCAGCUUCAUGCAGAAGAGAGGAACCCCCGUGAACAGGAUCCCCAUCAUGGCCAAGCAGGUGUUGGACCUGUACAUGUUGUACCAGCUGGUGACGGAGAAGGGAGGCCUGGUGGAGGUCAUCAACAAGAAGCUGUGGAGAGAGAUCACCAAGGGCCUCAGCCUGCCCACCUCCAUCACCAGCGCGGCCUUCACCCUCAGGACUCAAUACAUGAAGUACCUGUACCCUUACGAAUGUGACAAGAGGGGACUCAGCAAUCCGAACGAACUGCAGGCAGCGAUCGACAGCAACCGGCGGGAGGGCCGGCGGCAGAGUUUCGGCAGCACCCUCUUCACCUACUCGCCCAACGGCACCCCCACCAUGCUCUCCUCCCCGAAACUCUCCAUGUCGGGCAUGGGCAUGCCCGGGGCCACCAACGGGACGGCCCUGGCCAAAAUCAAGAAAGAGGACGAGGGCGGGCCGGCGCUGGUCUCGGGCCGCAUGUCGGCGGCGUUGGCGGGUCACUCAGUGAUGGCGGCCCAGGCGGCCGCCGUGCAGGCCGCGGCGGCCCAGGCGGCGAUGGCGGCCCAGGUCGCCGCGCUGGAGCAGCUCCGGGACAAGCUGGAGGCCGGCGAGCCACCAGAGAAGAAGAUGGCGCUGUCCUCGGAGGACCACCAGCGUCUCCUGCAGAGGGCGCUGCAGCACAACCUGCUGGCCAUGACCGCGCAGAUGCCCAUGAACAUCCGCAUCAACAACCAGGAUGGCAGGCAGGACUCGGCCCUCAACCUCACCACCAAUGGCAUGAACAGCAUCAGCAUGUCGGUCGAGCUCAACGGGGUCGUCUACACCGGUGUGCUUUUUGCUCAGGCAGCAGGGUCAGCCCCAUCAGGCCCCCCUGGGUCCUCAGGCUCCAGUAGCAGCAAAGCCCUUGGUGGCCGCAGUGGGUCCCAGCCAGUCGCCCACACACCUACCUCCUCCAACAACACAUCGCCUUAAAAACCUCACAACCUCCACCCCCUCUACCUUUUCUGAUGCUAACUAAAGCCAAAAACCAACCUCAUUUUUCUACGUAGCCUUCGCCAAAAGAAAAAGGACAAUAUAGAAAUAAAACCAGACCACUUGAAGUACACUAUCUCAGGUUCUCUCGCCUGCCACGGGAUUUUUGUCUUUACGCUUUGAGUUUGUUUAAUUUUCUUUCCACCUUUACGCAGCAGCCAAAAUAGUUGUGAAAUAUAACUAGAGCCAGUAUGGAGGUA